AUUGGUUUGAGUUUUAAUAAAAGAAAUGAGCAAUUGUCCAGGUCUAUACCAUGAUAUUGGCAAGAAGGCCAGAGAUCUUCUCUACAGAGAUUAUGCUCAUCAACCAAGAACUCAUUUUCAUUACCAGGAUAUCAAGUGGAAUUUUGAACUCUCAUGUGAAACACCGGAGAUUUUGCCCGGAGUUACAACACUCUUCAGAUUCACAGUUCCUGAUUCUUGCCAGGUGGAACUCAGAUUCUUGCGUGACUAUUUCGGGAUAGCUGCAGGCGUUGGAGUGCGGGCAUAUGAGCAGGGACCCUUCAGAGGAGAUGGAUAUAACCCGGUAGUAAAUCUAUCAGGUGUAGCAGGAAACAGCCUUUUCUCCCUUGGCACUGACAUUUCCUUCAACGUAGCAACAAGGACUUUUGAUGAAUUCAGUGCUGGUUUGAGCUUCAACAGUCCCUUCCUUAUUUCUGCCUUGAACUUGGAUGACAAACUUGAUGCUGUAAAAGCUUCCUGUUACUAUACAUUCAAUCCCCUCAGCAGGUCUGCCAUUGCAGCUGAAUUGAAGCACAAAUUUUCAGAAAAUGGAGCAACCACUGUUACAGUUGGCGCACAACAUUCUUUCUUCCCAUUUACACUGAUGAAGGCUCGGGUGAACAAUGAGGGCAAAAUAGGUGGGCUUGUUCGGCUGGAAGUGUGGGAAAAGCUCCUGGUGGCAAUCACUGGGGAGGUGGAUUUCAGGGCCUCGAACAAAAUUUCCAAGAUUGGAAUGUCAAUGGCUUUCAGUCUCUAGAGCAGCUUCAUCUGAGAAUACGUACCGUAAGUUUGAGAUCAUACGGCAGCCACUGCUCCUACAAGAUUUAUAUAUAGGCUUUGUUUUCUGUAUUCGUUUACUAAAUUGAUAAAUAUUUUGGAAG
Molecule: messenger RNA, 899 nt
Organism: Manihot esculenta (cassava)
Lineage: Eukaryota; Viridiplantae; Streptophyta; Magnoliopsida; Malpighiales; Euphorbiaceae
Product: mitochondrial outer membrane protein porin of 36 kDa
Exons: 5
Coding region: 26-775 (249 amino acids)
Biological process (GO): monoatomic anion transmembrane transport
Cellular component (GO): mitochondrial outer membrane
Molecular function (GO): voltage-gated monoatomic anion channel activity
Source: RefSeq, a predicted model, not a curated record